Molecule: messenger RNA, 658 nt
Organism: Arachis duranensis
Lineage: Eukaryota; Viridiplantae; Streptophyta; Magnoliopsida; Fabales; Fabaceae
Product: NADH dehydrogenase [ubiquinone] 1 alpha subcomplex subunit 2
Exons: 4
Coding region: 58-354 (98 amino acids)
Source: RefSeq, a predicted model, not a curated record
UCGUGGCUUCUUACGCAACAACGCCAUUCAAACUUUGUGAUUACAUUCAGGGAAGCAAUGGCAUGGAGAGGACAUCUUUCAAAGAACAUAAGGGAGCUUAGGUUUUUGAUGUGCCAGUCGUCACCUGCAAGCUCACCUGCAAGGAUAUUUGUGGAAAAGAACUAUAAGGAACUCAAGACUUUGAACCCGAAAUUUCCAAUACUGAUCCGUGAAUGCAGUGGAGCGGAACCCCAACUAUGGGCAAGAUAUGAUUUUGGUGUUGAGAAAGGAAUCAAACUGGAAGGCUUGUCGGAGGCACAGAUCUCCAAGGCACUUGAAGAUUUGGUGAAAGCUGGAGAGUCCUUGAAAGCCUGAUAUUGCACCUUCUCAGCCAUCUGAAAUUGAAUAAUGCUCUCAUGCUGCACUUCUAAUUGAAGAUUACAUUUGCUUUUUAAUAAUUUAGAUGUAUUCCCCUUUUAAAAGUGUAAUGUUAUCUGACUCGGUCUGUCUCUCUGUAUCUUAUAGUCAUUUCAAGUAUGAUUCUGUUCUUGUCAGGGAAAAAAAGAAAAAGAAAAAGAAGGUAUCAUCCUAUUAUGUUGAUAGUCCUGGGUUCUGCAUGUUGAGCACACUUGUGAUGAGAGAUUUAUUAAGAACUCAGAUUUAAAUUUUCAUGUAUUCA